AUGGCUGCCGAAGACGUCCAGCCCUUCUCCGAAGAGAAGCAGGAUAGCCAAGCCGCGCAGCAAGAGGCGGCGCAGCAAGAAGCCGAGCAGCAACGAGCCCUGCAGGAACACGCCCAGAAGAAAUUGAGUGGCGCCUCCGACUCGCAGAACGAGCAUGCCUCCGAAUCCGAACGCGGCAGUCGAGACGAAGCACCCAAGGUCGAGAAGGCUGGCAAGGUCGAGCUCACCGAAGAUGAUUGUUACGAGGCGCUCGGCUUCUGCUUUCCCUUUUGGAAGAAGUGGCUGAUCCUCACCGUCAUCUUCAUGGUGCAGAUGUCCAUGAACUUCAACUCCGGUGUCUAUGCCAACGCCGUGCCCGGUCUGACGGAGGAAUUCCAUAUCAGCGAGCAAGCGGCGCGGGUGGGACAAUGCGUGUUCUUGGUCGCGUACGCCUUUGGCUGUGAGCUGUGGGCCCCCUGGUCCGAGGAGUUCGGCCGUUGGCCCAUCAUGCAGCUGUCGCUGCUUCUGGUGAACAUCUGGCAGAUUCCCUGCGCUGUUGCCCCCAAUUAUGGAACCAUUGUCGGGAUGACGGCGGAUAUGUGGGAGGCGGAUGACCAAGGAUUCGCCGUCGCCUUCGUGGUGCUGUCGUCGGUCGGUGGAUCGACGAUCGGACCUUUCUUUGGAGGGUUCAUCGGCCAGUAUCUUCACUGGCCUUGGGUCUUCUGGGUCCAGUUGAUCUUUGGAGGAUUCACCCAGGCGCUGCACUUUUUCCUCGUCCCUGAAACCCGUUCGACUAUCUUGAUCGACCGGGAGGCGAAGCGGCGACGCAAGAGCGGCGAGGAGGUCUAUGGCCCCAAUGAGAUGAAGGAGAAACGCCUCGAUGUCAAGGAGGUCCUUCACAUCUGGAAGCGUCCCUUCGAGAUGUUCCUCCGGGAACCCAUUGUCCUCUGUCUGUCCCUGCUCUCGGGUUUCUCCGAUGCCUUGAUCUUCGUUUUCACCGAGUCGUUCACCCUGGUCUUCGGGCAGUGGAAUAUGAGCACGCUGGCCGUUGGAAUGACCUUUGGUUCCAUUCUCAUCGGCUAUAUUAUCGCAUACUUCAUUUUCCUCCCCGAUGUCUACCGGCAAAUCCAGAUCCGGAGAAAAGAAGGCGCUGCAAGCCGAUUCGCGGAGCGCCGUCUGUUACUCCUGCUCUUCAUUGCCCCCCUCGAACCCAUCGGUCUCCUCGGCUUUGCCUGGACGACCAUGGGCCCCCCUUAUCCCAUGGAUCGCUCCCCUGAUCUUCGCCUGCCUGAUCGCGAUGGCGAAUUACGCCAUCUACAUGGCGACAAUCGACUACAUGACUUCCUGGCUGGCGUCGCUACCAUGUACGCGACGCCCAUGUACACCAACAUUGGCGAGAAGUACCACCUCCAGUGGGCCAGUACGAUCCUGGGCAUCGUGGGAUUCAUGGUCAUGGUCCCGCUCUAUGUCUUUUACUGGAAGGGUCCGGAGAUCCGCAAGAGGAGCAAGUUUGCCCAGCAACUCGCAGCGGAUCGCGAGCACAAUUACGAGCGUCGGCAGAGUAAUAUCGCGUCUCGUCGACAAAGUCUCGCUGCGUCCCGUCGACAGAGCCAGGUGGCGUCCCGCCGACAGAGCCAGGUUGCGCCGCCUUAUCGUCGGGUAAGCCACAUAGGUCGGGAUGUGUAUGACCAGGCUUAA
Molecule: messenger RNA, 1677 nt
Organism: Penicillium chermesinum
Lineage: Eukaryota; Fungi; Ascomycota; Eurotiomycetes; Eurotiales; Aspergillaceae
Exons: 3
Coding region: 1-1677 (558 amino acids)
Biological process (GO): transmembrane transport
Molecular function (GO): transmembrane transporter activity
Source: RefSeq, a predicted model, not a curated record